AUGGCACACCAGCGGAGAUUGGCAGACCAAAAGGCGUGGAGCGAAAAGUUCUCGACCACGGCAGGAUUCGAACCUGCAAUCUUCUGCUCCGUAGGCAGACGCGUUAUCCAUUGCGCCACGCGGCCUACUGUGGAUGGAUAUCGUGGCACUCCAACGGUGAUUAGCAGACCAAAAGGCGUGGAGCGAAAAGUUCUCGACCACGGCAGGAUUCGAACCUGCAAUCUUCUGCUCCGUAGGCAGACGCGUUAUCCAUUGCGCCACGCGGCCUACUGUGGAUGGAUAUCGUGGCACACCAACGGUGAUUCGCAGACCAAAAGGCGAGGAGCGAAAAGUUCUCGACCACGGCAGGAUUCGAACCUGCAAUCUUCUGCUCCGUAG
Necator americanus (New World hookworm) is the source of this 378-nucleotide messenger RNA. RefSeq lists its product as uncharacterized. Lineage: Eukaryota; Metazoa; Nematoda; Chromadorea; Rhabditida; Ancylostomatidae. The coding region runs from base 1 to 378 and encodes 125 amino acids. The record is from RefSeq and is a predicted model, not a curated record. The transcript has a single exon.